GACGACCGCCCAGCGAAGCUGCGGCGGCUGUCCCGCCUUCGCGCGGAACUGCCAUUCAUGCAUUGUAAUGCGAUGGCGCAAUUCCUGGCGUCCGUUAAGCGAGACGGAAUCCCCGAAUUGGGAUCCCGACGCCAGGAUAUCAGAGACGCUCGGGAGCUCAUGGUCGGUGAGAACACGCCGUGCGGCAAGCUCCACCAGAACAUGAUAGUCGGGCAGCACACGGUGGAGAUCUGCAGUCCAGCAGCAAUGCUGUGGUAUUGCAGCGCCCUCCCCGCGAUGCAGCCUCUGUGGCAGCGGGCGCUGGAGCUGCCACGCCCGUGGCACAUCAUCAUUUACGGCGAUGAAAUAGGCGCUGGCAACGCGCUGGCGCACGCGCAGAACCGCAAGUCCUGGGGCAUCUACUGGGCGAUCGCGGAAUUCGGCCCGCGGGAUGCGCGGUUCCAGCUCGCGACGAUGCGGGCCAAGACCGCGAGCGACAUCCAGCCGCGCGGACUGGCGAUGCUACUGGACGCAAUCCUCGCGCAGUUCUGGCCUGAUCAGGGGCGCAACUUCAGCGCAGGCAUCAGCUUGCGGCUGCGCCCCGACGGCGCGACGGAGCUCAUCCAGAUGGACCUCGGAAUUUACAUGCAGCCGCUGCAGCGGUCGCCGCAUAGCACCCAAUAUUAG
Prorocentrum cordatum is the source of this 666-nucleotide messenger RNA. Lineage: Eukaryota; Dinophyceae; Prorocentrales; Prorocentraceae. The record is from the annotation of a GenBank genome assembly.